Tribolium madens (black flour beetle) is the source of this 579-nucleotide messenger RNA. Its product is annotated as protein abrupt-like. The transcript has 2 exons. The record is from RefSeq and is a predicted model, not a curated record. Gene Ontology annotation, molecular function: protein binding. NCBI's taxonomy places the organism in Eukaryota, Metazoa, Arthropoda, Insecta, Coleoptera, Tenebrionidae. The coding region runs from base 46 to 525 and encodes 159 amino acids.
UACUUUAUCUUCCUCGACCUCGUCAGUGUUUCAAAGCCGCUCAAGAUGAACGCAGGUCUUUACUCCGACGGUGCUCAAAUCCAAAAGUUCAAUUUUGAAGAUGAACUCAAUAGACAACUGCUCGAUUUUGAGAUUAUCUGCGGCGACGGCAGUGUUUGCGGCCAUAAAAUCAUUUUAACGUCUCGGAGCCCUUAUUUUAGGCACUUGGUGGAAAGUCAACCGGGCAUCGGUGAAGUUACUUUUGCCGAUUUCGGGCGCGAGCCGAUGAAAAAAGCCCUGCAGCUGAUAUACGGGGAAACUGUAAGAGUCGCUGAGCUGCAAGUCGACGAGUUUUUGAAGAUUUUGCAUGUUUUGAGAGUUGACUAUUGGGUCAAGUUUAAUAGAAUGAGAAUGGAUAGAGUCGAUAUAGCUGCCAUGUCUUCGGCCUCGACUCCGGAUAUCUCAACUGAAACCGAAGUUUCAGCUUCGGAGGAUUUGGGCAGCAGAAGAUCUGGCGACGGAGAAUCUAUUGCUCUUAAUGAUUAACAAUGUGUGUGCCUAAGGGAGUUUUUCAAUAAAGAUUUCGAAUUCAGCAUUUCA